GAGGGUCCUUCAAGACCUCCGCCACCCGGACACGGCGGGUGGUGAGUCCUGGGGUGCCCCGCCUGCAUUGAUCUUUCCUCUGGAGUGUAGACCCGCGCCGGCGGGUGAGUGGAGAUUCCCAUUUCCAGGGCGAGUGCGAUGAGGUGUGGAAGGGUUUCCCAGGCACAGGAGUACUUGUACCCAUGCCUGGAGAUGAGAACGCCUUAGGAGAGCUCAGGGAACAGCCGGUCUCUGUUCUGAACGGUGAGACGGGAAGCAGAGGGCCCGGGCUCGGGCUCGGGCUCGGGCUCGGGCUCGGGCUGGCGGCUUGAGCAGUCGAGGGAGCCGGGUUCGGAAGGUUUGGAAGGUUGGCACCGACGAGGGAGGUGCUCUGACGCAGCUCUUGCCAGGCUUCUGCUGGCCGCAGAGUGAAGAGGUGGAGAGGUCUGGUGGUGGGCUGAGACCCGGAUGGAGUCCGCUGCAGUCGACCGAGGGAGUGUUCAUGGCCGGUGGACAGUGGGGCCGUGGAAGUUAGGGCAACAGUAUGGGCUUUUGUAUAUGUUCUGUUAGCAGGGCUCACCAGAUUUUCUGAUGAGCUGUAGUGAUAUCCUGGGAUUCUUUACCUAUUCUUUUCUCUGUAUAUGAGCCUGGGGGUGGGGCUGCAGGGUGGUCAUUUAUAGCAUGAUGUCCUCAGUGCAGGCUAGAAAUUAUGUGAAGUGUUCAGUAUGGACAGCCAAUCGAAAUAGGACUGGUAGGUAUAGGGAGCCCAGGGACAGGCAUGUGCAUGCGCCAGUGCUUGGAGCUAAGAGUGAGUUGGCAGUGCUCAGGGAACCACAGGUCUUAAGUGUAUCUAUUGAGAACAUAGGACUUAGGUCGGAUUCAAGCAGGAAUGCUGGGCUGAAGAGCUGGGCCUCUGCUUGGAGUGGAGAAAGCCGCGAAAGACUCAGAGUAGAAGGAGGAAAUGAUCGAGAUGUCUCAGAUCUUAAUAAGCUCCCUCAAGGGGCCAGUGCUGUGGUGUAGCAGGUAAAGCCGCUGCCUGCAGUGCCGGCACCCAUUUGGGUGCUGGUUGGAGUCCCGGCUGCUCCAUUUCCAUCCAGCUCUCUGCUAUGGCCUAGGAAAGCAAUAGAAGAUGGCCCAAGUGCUUGGGCCCCCUCACCCACGUGAGAGACUCAGAAGAGACUCGUGGCUCCUGGCUUCAGAUUGGCGCAGCUCCUGCUGUUGCAGCCAUUUGGAGAGUGCGUGAACCAGCAGAUGGAAGACCUCUCUCUCUCUCUCUCUCUGCCUCUGCCUCUUUGUAACUCUGCCUUUCAAAUAAAUAGAUAAUUUUUUUUUUUAAGCUUCCUCUGGCUUUCAGGGAAACAGACAGACUGUGGGCAUGAGGUGGGAUUGUCGAUGGUAUCCUGCCCAGGUGUAUGACUGUGAAGGUGAAAGAAGUUGGGGAAUCUUUUUUAGUAGGUACCUGGGUUUUCUAGGGAAAGAAAAGAAAGAGUCAUGGAUGACCCCAGGAAGUGGAGAAAUUAAUGGCAUGAGUAAUUUUUAGUAGUUCUAACAGGAGUUAGGUUUGGCCAUGUUUAGUUUGAGACGUCCCAAGAACUCUUGAGUUGAGGCCUCUGUUUGAACACAAGAUUUAAGUCCUGGGGAGGGGUUCUGUUGGAGAAGUACAAAAGAGACAGCCAGUAUAUGUAGUGGGGUUGGGCAGUAGGGUCUUCAAGUCAUGGUGGCAGUGCCAUUAGUGAACUGGAAAGGGGAAUCUGAGGACCGAGCGCUGGGCCUGUUGUGGAGGCACAUGGGUGGCAGUACUGCAUGUUACAGAGACAGAGAGCACUUCCUGGAAACUGCAGAGUGACAUGGGGGAUGCCGUGGGGGUGCGUGUGGUGUAGGCCAGAAGAUUGUCAGUGGCGAUGGGGAGUCCACAUAGAGGCAGAUGUGCUCCGCAGAGUGAUGUAUAUAUGUACAUGUAGGGAGAACGUGAACUGUCAGCCGUCAGGCCUUGGUAUUGCUGGCCUACUGGAGAAGGCUGAGCUAAAGUGUGGUCAGAUCUGGGAGGCGUGAUCUGAACAACACUUAGGAAAACUGGUUGGCAGGAGAGCGUCUGAACCCUUCAUACCAGACCCAGAGUUUGGCAGCAUCUAACCUGCCUGGUUUCACCUGUGUGAGAAGAGAGAGAGGCACUCGUGGGACCAAGGUCCGGCAUCUCUUCUGAGUUAGGCUGGAGACGAGGGAUACUGCGGGCCAUAGAUAUGGCUGUGUGACCUUUGAGGAUGUGUUUGUGUACUUCUCCCCGGAGGAGUGGGAACUCCUUGAGGAGACGCAGAGGUUCCUGUACCGUGAUGUGAUGCUGGAGAACUUUGCACUUGUGGCCACAGUGGAUUGUUGGUGUGGAGCAGACAAUGAGGAAGCAUCUUCUGAGGACAACAGUGUAGAAGGAGUGUCACAGGUAACAACUCCUGAGUCAGGUCCGUUCAUCCAGAGAGCCCCACCAUGUGAGAUGUGUUCCCCACUCUUGAAAGAUGUUUCCCAUCUGGCUGAACAUCAGGAACCACAUCCUCUCCACAAAUUAUACACAUAUGAACCAUAUGGGAGAGGAUUCUCAUUCAGUGCAAAGUUUUACCAGCAGCAGAAGCAAGAUAAUAUGGACACUUCCUUCCAAGGGGAUGGUGGAGGGGCCUCAUUUGUGAAGGACCAUGCAGUUGAGAAGUUAAUGAGACCUCUUAGAUGUAGUGAGGAAGAGAUGGAUUUUCCAGAUAGCUCUGGCUUCUUCCAAAACAAGAUCAAUCCAUGCAAAAGGACUGAGUGUGUGGAAUCAUUCCCACAUAGCUCCAGUCUCAGGCAACACCAGGGAGACCAUCAUGGACAGAUGCUUCUCAGUUGCAAUAAUGAUGGAAAAGCCUUCCUGAAUACCUGUACUGCCUUUGACAACCAGAUGACUCAUACUGGGGUGAGACCCUUUAGAUGCCUCUCAUGUGGAAAUGUGUUCAAGGAGAAAUCAGCUCUCAUUAAUCAUAGAAAAAUUCACAGUGGAGAAACAUCUCAUGUGUGUAAGGAGUGUGGAAAGGCCUUCGUUCACCUGUCUCACCUAAGAAUGCACCAGAAACUUCACAUUGGAAAAAGACAUUACUCAUGCAGUGAGUGCGGGAAAGCCUUCAGUCGCAAAGACACGCUUGUGCAGCACCAGAGAGUUCACACUGGGGAAAGAUCUUAUGACUGCAGUGCUUGUGGAAAAGCCUACAGCCGGAGCUCCCACCUUGUUCAGCACCAGAGAAUUCACACUGGAGAAAGACCCUAUAAGUGCAGUGAGUGUGGGAAAGCCUUCAGCCGUAAAGACACACUUGUUCAGCACCAGAGAUUUCACACUGGAGAAAGGCCUUAUGAGUGCAGUGAAUGUGGGAAAUUCUUUAGCCAAAGCUCCCACCUUAUUGAGCACUGGAGAAUUCAUACUGGGGCAAGGCCUUAUGAAUGCAUUGAAUGUGGGAAAUUCUUCAGCCAUAAUUCUAGCCUUAUUAAACACCGGCGAGUCCACACAGGAGCAAGGUCUUAUGUGUGCAGCAAGUGUGGGAAAGCCUUCAGCUGUAAAGACACGCUUGUUCAGCACCAGAUAAUUCACACUGGAGCACGGCCUUAUGAAUGCAGUGAAUGUGGCAAGGCCUUCAGCCGUAAAGACACGCUUGUGCAACACCAGAAAAUCCACACUGGAGAAAGGCCGUAUGAAUGUGGUGAAUGUGGAAAAUUCUUUAGCCAUAGCUCCAACCUUAUUGUGCACCAGAGAAUUCACACUGGAGCAAAGCCUUAUGAGUGCAGUGAAUGCGGGAAAUGCUUUAGCCACAACUCCAGCCUCAUUCUACACCAGAGAGUUCACACUGGAGCAAGGCCUUAUGUGUGCAAUGAAUGUGGAAAAGCCUAUAUAAGUAGCUCCCACCUUGUUCAGCAUAAGAAGGUUCACACUGGAGCAAGACCUUAUGAGUGCAGUGAAUGUGGAAAAUUCUUUAGUCGCAACUCCAGCCUCAUUCUACACCAGAGGGUCCACACGGGAGAAAAGCCUUAUGUGUGCAAUGAAUGUGGGAAAGCCUACAGCAGGAGCUCCCAUCUGGUUCGUCACCAGAAAGUUCAUACUGGAGAAAGGCCUCUUGAGUGCAAUAGUUUUGGUGACCCUUAAGCUGCAUCUGGUAAACUUGUGUAGUGCCAGACAAUUCAUACUAGAGAAAAAGGUUUAUAAAUAAAGAAAAUGUGUUAUAUCCUUGCUCAACCUAAUAGGGACUCACACCAGAGAAAAGCUCUAAGAGUAACCUUGAUGACAGGACCAUCAUCCAGCAGAUGAACCUUGUACAUUCAUACAUCUAUCCUGGAGAGAUUCCUAAUAAGCACCAUGUAUGUGGGAAGUUCUCCUAAGGUGCAUUGGACAUCUAAAUGUCCAGGGCUCUUGACAGAGUUAUACCACUGCCAGUGCCUGUGGUAGAAGCCAUCUUAUUGCUACCAGCCUUUGUGUCAAUCAUUCCAUUUUGCUCAGGGAAGGCAGAUCUCUGUGCUGUUAUUCCUUUCAGGGAGUCAUGAGUGUUCUGAUCCCAUUGAAGGUCCUACUUUAUCCCUUGUGAUUAGGUUCUGAGUGGAUGUGAUCCAGCUCUGGCUGAAAGGUUCUAGAUGAGGUUUCCUUUUUUCUUUUAUUUAUUUAUUUAUUUAUUUUUUAUUUUUUUGACAGGCAGAGUGGACAGUGAGAGAGAGAGACAGAGAGAAAGGUCUUCCUUUUGCCGUUGGUUCACCCUCCAAUGGCCGCCGUGGCCAGCACGCUGCGGCCGGCGCACCGCACUGAUCGGAUGGCAGGAGCCAGGUACUUAUCCUGGUCUCCCAUGGGGUGCAGGGCCCAAGUACUUGGGCCAUCCUCCACUGCACUCCCGGGCCACAGCAGAGAGCUGGCCUGGAAGAGGGGCAACCGGAACAGAAUCUGGUGCCCCGACCGGGACUAGAACCCGGUAUGCCGGCGCCGCAAGGCGGAGGAUUAGCCUAGUGAGCCGCGGCGCCAGCCAAGAGGUUUCCUUUUUUCAUGGACAGUGUUGACUGUAAACAUGAGAGCUGUGAAUUGUUUAUCCUGCUGCCAAAUAACUCAGUUUUAGAACUCUGUCCCAUGCUGCUGCGUAGUGCAGCAUUUACUCAUGAGGAUUUUGUUAACUGUGUGAGGUGAGUUGAGAGAAGAGAUGGGUCUGUCAACAGAAGGGAGGAACAUACUUUGUGGGCACAACCUUUGCUGUGUCUCAAAGGGGACCACAGUAUUGGAGAACAGUUACGUGGCCUGGAUGUGAAAUUUCCUGUGAGCUCAGUGUUUAUUCUAGAGGGCAUAGAAGCAGAUUUUCCAUUGCUUCUAAAAAUGAUGUGAGUUGGGUCCUUUGACUGUCACAUAUGUCUCAGCACUGCUAAGGGAUUGCUAUCUCCCAGGCUUGCAUAUAAGCCACUUCCUGAUAUUCAGGAUUCUAUAGGCAAGUGCUGUUGACUGUAAGGCCUACAGGGCAAGGUGGGAAUUAUAAUUCGUAUAGAAACACUUGAGUUAAUGGAACAGGGAUCACUGUGACAUAUGAGAUAUGUGCAUUCUAAAAGAGAAUUCACAAAUGUUCUUACAUUAUGGCUAUGUGAGAUGAGAAUGUACGGAAAUCCUCAAGACCUCCAGACAUCAGGAGUGGCCAAGGCCAUUGUUAGAGAUAAUAAUCUAAAGUGUGGUGGGCUUCUCUGCUUCCCUGGGCUAUUGACCUUGUGGCCAUCACUGCCUAGGUAGGCACACAAGCUCUGACAGGAGAGAUCCAGGUAUGGGGCUUCUCCGACCCUGCCAGCAUUCCUGGUGACUAAGUGGACAUGGGCUCCAUUGUUCUCUGCUUUUUGCCGACUUUGAGGCAGGGCUCAUUCUAAAUUGUGGGGAGAGAGAUAUAGUAGAGCCAAAAUAAGUUGGAAGAUCUGAUUCUCCAAGAGGAAUGGUAGAUAAGGAUUUUGAUGGGGAAUAUUUAGUUCUUAAUGAUUGAUUGAGGUAUGGUUAACACACAAUCAAAUGCAAAUAUAUGAAGUAUAAAAUGUGCUGUCUGUUUUAUCGUAUGAAGCCACUAUAGUCAAGAUAAUGAAAGUAUCCAACACUAUAAAAAGAUUCCUUGAGUCCCUUAGUAAUCUGUACCUCCCAAUUCUUUCUAGCCCUCUUUCAAUUCACAAACAGCAGCAAGUGUUUUCUAGAAUUUUAUAAGUAAAAUCAUACAAUAUACUUUUUUGUAGGUGAGAUUUCUAGCUUUUGCCACUAACCAAAACUGUUUUGAGAUUAAUCCAUCUUGUUGUAUGAUUCAAGUUUAUUCAUUUGCAUUACUUGGUUUUUCAUUGCAUACUAUAAUUUUUCUUGUUGUUUUGCUUUUAUGCAUUCAGUUAAUGGCUAUUUGAGUUGUUUCCAGUUUUUGACUGUUAAAAUAAGGCUGCUGUGAAGUACCCUAUUAAGAAUAUGUUUUAUCUUGUAAGAAAAUGCCAGUGACUAUACCAAUUUGCAUUACACCCAGCAAUGAAUGAGUUUCUGCUGUUCCAGGUUCUUUUCAACAUUUGACAUUGUUAGUGUUUUUGGAUUUAUGUGAAGUGUUAUGUCGUUGUUGCUUAAUUGUAGUUCCCUAAUGACACACCAUGAACAUCUUUUCAUAUUCUUUCAACAAUGUCCAGCAGAGCAGAAGUUUUAAAUUUAAUCAAGUUUCAUGAACCUAAUUGUUCUUUCAUGGAUUAUAUUUUGGUGUUGUAUUUAAAAAGUUAUUGCCAAACCCAAGGUCACCUACGUUUUCUCUGACAAUAUCUUCUAGGAGUUUUUCUAGUUUUGUUUUCUAUAUUCAGGGCCUAUAAUCUUGAGUAAAUAUUUGUGAAGGCUAUAAGGUGUGUUUCUAGAUUCAUUUUUUUAAAACAUGAAGUGUCUAGUAGUUCUAGCACUAUUUAUUGAAAUUCCAUUGAAUUCUCUUCAAUCCUUUGAAAAAAAUGCAUUUGUGUGCAUCUAUUAUAGGGCCCUCUAUCCCAAGUCUCUGCAUGUAUUGAGAUAUGUAGUAUUUUGGUGUUUUUGGUUUUUAUAUAUAUGGUGUCUUAAUUGAUUUUCUAAUGUUAAACCAACCUUGCAUUCCUGAGACAGAUCUCUGGUCAUCCUUUAUAUUUGUUGAAAAAUUAAUAUUAAUGAUACUUUGUUCACGUAUUUUUAUCUACACUGAUGAAGGAUAGUUGGUUUGUAGUUUUCUUGUGAUGUCUCUGACUUUGCUAUCAGGAUAACUUAGACCCCAUAGUCUGAUUUGGGAAAUGUUUCCUCCUUUAUUUUCUGGAGGAAUUUGUAAAUGGUUAAUGAUUUUUUUUUUUUUUUAAUUUUGACAGGCAGAGUUAGACAGUGAGAGAGACAGAGAGAAAGGUCUUCCUUCUGUUGGUUUACCCCACAAAUGGCUGCUGUGGUUGGCGAGCUGCGCUGAUCCGAAGCCAGGUGCUUCCUCCUGGUCUCCCAUGCGGGUUCAGGGGCCCAAGCACUUGGGCCAUCCUCCACUGCCUUCCCAGGCCACAGCAGGGAGCUGGACUGGAAGAGGAGCAACCAGGACUAGAACCCAGUGCCCAUAUGGGAUGCUGGUGCUGCAGGUGGAGGAUUAACCAAGUGAGCCACGGCGCCAGGCCCUGGUUAGUGAUAUUUUUUAAAUGUUUGAUAGAAUUUACAAGUAAAGGUAUUUGAGCCUGAGAUUUUCUUGUGAGAAUAUGUUUGAUGAGAAAUUACUUAGAGGUAGGUGUUUGGCACAACUGUGAAGAUACCUUUUGGGGGGACAGAGUUCUGCUGUAGGGGAUUAAAAUGCUGUUGUGACACUGGCAUCCUGUAUCACAGUGCUGGAUUGAGUCUCAGCUGCUCCUGUUCUAAUCCAGCUUCUUACUAAUGUACUUGGAAGGGCAAUGGAAGAUGGCCCAAAUACUUGAGCCUCUGUCAUCUCUGUGGGAGACCAGGAUGGAGUUGCUGGCUCCUGGCUGAGCCCUGGUUGUGUCAUUUGGAGAGCAAACCAGCACUUGGAAUAUCAAUCACUCAGUCAGUCUCUCCCUUUCAAAUAAGUCAACCUUAAAAAAAAAAAACAAACAAA
Oryctolagus cuniculus (rabbit) is the source of this 8066-nucleotide messenger RNA. Lineage: Eukaryota; Metazoa; Chordata; Mammalia; Lagomorpha; Leporidae. The record is from RefSeq and is a predicted model, not a curated record.